AUGGCGAUUAUGUUAGUAGUUGGAGGGAGCACUCUGAAUGUUUGUAGUGCUUACGCGCCGCAAGCGGGCCUGGACAAGGAUGUUAAGAGGCACUUCUGGGAGGGAUUAGAUGAGGUGGUGUGGGGUAUUCCACUUGCGGAGAAGUUAUUUAUAGAAAGGGAUUUCAAUGGUCAUAUUGGGUCGUCCGAUGGGGGUUAUGGCAAGGUGCACGAUGGCUUCGUCUUUGGGGAUAGGAAUGGAGGAGGCACUUCACUAUUGGAUUUCACUAGGGCUUUUGAGUUGGUGAUCGCGAAUUCUGGUUAUUUCGAAGAGGGAGGAGCAUUUGGUUACUUUUUGGAGUAUGGUAGCUAA
Nicotiana tabacum (common tobacco) is the source of this 351-nucleotide messenger RNA. The record is from RefSeq and is a predicted model, not a curated record. NCBI's taxonomy places the organism in Eukaryota, Viridiplantae, Streptophyta, Magnoliopsida, Solanales, Solanaceae.